AUGAUACACAACGGGUCCAAGACACAAAAGCCCGUUGUACCAGUAUCGCGCCACUACUGGAAUGAAUAUGUAUGGUCAGGUUCCCAGGCCACGACUGCUACUCAGGUAGUCCCCAAAUUCCUUGCAAGGCCGAGUCACGCUGGAGCUGGUCUCACGAGGACUUGGGUCCUUCAGACACACGCCCCUGUGCCCUGGGUCGAUCACGGCAGCGACUAUGGCGUUGGCGUCGGCGUCCAAGGGGAAAAGAAAAAGUGGAAUACGUACCUACGUAACACGCGGUCAAUGGCAAACGACGACAAGAUAUUAUCGACACCUCAAGGGUGGCGGCUUGGUGAGCUUGUCGCUCAUGAAGCCGAGAAGAGUGAAGCCAUGAUUCAAAGUUGUUUCUUUCCAGCCCAGUCGGCCAUUGCGGUUGUGUGA
Molecule: messenger RNA, 420 nt
Organism: Fusarium verticillioides 7600
Lineage: Eukaryota; Fungi; Ascomycota; Sordariomycetes; Hypocreales; Nectriaceae
Exons: 3
Coding region: 1-420 (139 amino acids)
Source: RefSeq, a predicted model, not a curated record